Aspergillus puulaauensis is the source of this 1665-nucleotide messenger RNA. RefSeq names its product cytochrome P450. The record is from RefSeq and is a predicted model, not a curated record. NCBI's taxonomy places the organism in Eukaryota, Fungi, Ascomycota, Eurotiomycetes, Eurotiales, Aspergillaceae. Gene Ontology annotation, molecular function: iron ion binding; monooxygenase activity; oxidoreductase activity, acting on paired donors, with incorporation or reduction of molecular oxygen. Bases 1 to 1665 code for a protein of 554 amino acids. The transcript is spliced from 3 exons.
AUGGCAGCCAUCAUGUACGCUCUUCCCGACCUCGGGCAGUACUGCAGAUCUGGCCUUCUGUUCCUGGCUUCAUGGGCUUUGUUUAUUAUUUAUCGGACAUUGCUGGUCGAACGAGACCCCAAUACAUUACCGUAUUUCGACCGGCCUCCCGGCAAGACUGGCUUCAGUCUGCGGACAUACUACAGGUACUACACAGACUGCGGGGGGUUGAUGCGAGAGGCGUACGAGAAGUUCCUCAGCAAAGGAAAACCAGUCUUCAUCCCAGGCCUGGGCAGUCGCAAGGAGCUCAUCCUGCCCAACACGUCGAUGAAAUGGGCUCUCGCACAGCCACCGCAUAUCCUCAACCAGCGCGCCGGAGUUUUGGAGCAGGACUGUCCGAAAUAUCUACUGGGCGACGAUUCAUUCCUCACCGACCCGUGGCAGGGGCUGUUAAUCAAAGCGGAGCUGCAGCCAUCGCUGGACCAUGUCUGUGCCGUGAUGAAUAUAGAGCUCGAGGCCGCAUUUAGUGAUUAUUUUGGCAACGAUACGGACACUUGGAGAGAGAUUGACCUCCUCAGUACAGUGAGGAAGAUUAUCGGACGGGCAUCGAGUCGAUUUACCGUCGGCGAGCCACUGUGCCGCAACGAGGAGUAUAUCAAGACCACCUUCGACACAGUCGACCAAACCCAUCUGGAAACCGGGAUUACCCUAUUAACCCCGACGCUUCUGCAGCCGAUAGUUGGGCAGUUUGUAAGCAGACGGGCAAACGCCCGAUUCGCCAAACUCGCCCAGAUGAUCAAGUCUGAGUACGAGCAUCGCCUCGCCAUGCUGCAGUAUCCCCGCGGCGACCCCCAGAUCAAGGACCAAGAGCCAAGCGAUUACUUCCAGAUCAUGCUGCGCUUCGCACAGCGAGAACGCCCACAGGACCUCGCCAGCCUCGAAACAAUGACGCGGCGUCUGUUCCUGGCAAACUUCGGCUCAAUGCACCGCACCUCAUUCCAAACAGCUAAUAUGCUGCUGAAUAUCGUCGACUCAGAUGUAAAAUACAAUACCAUAGACAUGCUCCGCGAGGAGAUCUCGCGUGUCUUGACACAGGCGGGCACUGAGGCGAGCGACAUGGCCUCGUGGAAUCGGGCGAAACUGGGGCAGCUUCUUCGGGCUGAUAGUGUCGCCAGGGAGACGAUGCGGUUGAAUUCCUUUGAUAAUCGGGGCUCUGUGCGCAAGGUCCUUGCUGAUGGGGUUAUCACGGAGGAUGGGCUACCGCUGCCACGGGGCACGGUGCUGUCUUUCCUGGGCCAUCCGGCGCAAGUGGAUGAGGAUGUGUACGGAGAUGCGCGAAAGUACGAUCCGUUUCGGUUCUCGAGACCUCACGAGGCAACGAUGGCGCCGGCCAGCAAGGCAGAGGGAGAAGAGGGCAAAGUAGCUCCGUCCGUGCCGGGGCUGGGGGCGCAGUCGUUCGUGACGACGAGUCCUUACCACCUGCCGUUUGGGCAUGGGAGGACGGCUUGCCCUGGACGGUUUCUAGUUGAUUUGGAGCUCAAGAUGAUUGUUGCGUAUGCAGUGACCAGAUACGACCUCGAGUUCCCGGCUGCGUAUGGCGGGAAGCGGCCACGACCUGUUUGGCUGUGUGAGUCUAUGGUGCCACCCAAGGGAGCUAAGAUUCGAGUCAAGAGGCGGAAGGUGUAA